Diospyros lotus (date-plum) is the source of this 1620-nucleotide messenger RNA. Its product is annotated as cellulose synthase-like protein E1. Gene Ontology annotation, molecular function: cellulose synthase (UDP-forming) activity; mannan synthase activity. The transcript has 6 exons. The coding region runs from base 1 to 1620 and encodes 539 amino acids. Lineage: Eukaryota; Viridiplantae; Streptophyta; Magnoliopsida; Ericales; Ebenaceae. Gene Ontology annotation, biological process: plant-type primary cell wall biogenesis; cellulose biosynthetic process. Gene Ontology annotation, cellular component: plasma membrane; trans-Golgi network. The record is from RefSeq and is a predicted model, not a curated record.
AUGCAGAAGUUAUACGAAGACAUGGAGAAUCGUAGCACAUUUACAACUAAACUUGGAAGAGUCCCAGAAAACACGCGCUCAGAACAUGAAGGAUAUCUUCAAUGGAACAAAUUUUCAUCUAAAUAUGACCAUCACACCAUACUUCAAACACUAAUUGAUGGGAGAGACUCAAAUACCAAGGAUAUUAAAGGUUGUUCAUUGCCAACUCUUGUAUACUUAGCCAGGAAGAAGAGACCAAAGCAUCCUCAUAAUUUCAAAGCAGGAGCUAUGAAUGCAUUGAUAAGGGUGUCAUCAGAAAUUAGCAAUGGGCAAGUAAUAUUAAAUGUGGAUUGUGAUAUGUACUCGAAUCAUUCAUGUUCUGUGAGAGAUGCACUUUGUUUCUUCUUGGAUGAAGAAAAAGGACAUGAAAUUGCCUUCGUCCAGUUCCCACAGGGUUUCGAAAAUGUUACAAAGAAUGAAUUAUAUGGUAGUUCUUUAAGAGUUAUAUAUGAGAUGGAAUUCCAUGGUUUCGAUGGUUAUGGAGGUCCUCUUUAUAUUGGAACUGGUUGUUUCCAUCGAAGAGAUACCUUAUGCAGUAGAAAAUUCAACAAGGAUACUAGGAUUGAGUGGAAGAUGGAGAACGAUAGGAAUAUAAAAGAAACUGCAAGUAAAUUAGAGGAAAGACUUAAAGGGCUUGCAAGUUGUGGAUAUGAAGAGAAUACUCAAUGGGGAAAACAGAUGGGCUUGAAAUAUGGUUGUCCAGUUGAAGAUGUGAUAACUGGGCUAUUGAUUCAAUGUCAAGGAUGGAAAUCCGUGUAUUAUAAUCCAACAAGGAAGGGUUUCUUAGGUGUUGUUCCAACCUCAUUGAAUGACACACUUUUGCAACACAAGAGAUGGUCCGAAGGUGUUCUACAGAUUUUGCUAUCUAAGUAUAGUCCUCUAAGGUAUGGAGUUGGAAGAAUUAGCCUUGGCCUUCAAUUGGGAUAUUGCACACACUGCCUCUGGGCUCUGAACUGCUUCGGAACGUUAUAUUACUCUAUUGUCCCUUCACUUUACCUUCUAAGAGGCGUCUCUUUGUUCCCACAGGUCUCAAGCCCAUGGUUACUACCAUUUGCGUACGUGAUAAAUUGCAUAAACAUAUACAGCGUGGUUGAGUUUCUAUGGUGUCAAGGCACAAUCUUAGGAUGGUGGAACGAACAGAGAAUGUGGCUCUAUAAGAGAAUGACCUCCUAUCUAUAUGCCUCUAUUGAUGUCAUCUUAGGGUUACUUGGUCUUUCAACGACAUCUUUUGUGGUCACAAAUAAAGUGUUUGAUCCAAAUGUGUCCCAGAGAUAUGAGCAAGAGGUGAUGGAGUUCGGAACCUCUGUUCCCAUGUUUACCAUUUUGGCAACACUAGCUCUACUCAACUUAUUCUCGUUGAUCUGGGUAGUCAACAAAGUGUUACUCACAAAGGAUGGGCUUAUGCUUUGUAAGACCAUGGUUUUGCAGAUUCUACUAUGUAGCCUUCUUGUUGUCAUUAAUUUGCCACUAUACCAAGUUCUUUUCCUCCGAAAGGAUAAAGGUAAUAUGCCAGGCUCUAUCACAACAAAAUCGACCUUUUUAGCUAUCUUUAUUUGUUCUUGUUUUGUGUUCUUGUACUAG